CGUAAAUAAACACCUCCAAAGCUUCCGCCACUUUCCAUCCAAUCGAAAUCGAAAUCUCUCAAAUUUUCUCGAGAAACAAACACAUCUUAAACCCUUCAAACCUCCACUUUCAUUUUUCCAGAUGGCUCGUACCAAGCAGACUGCUCGCAAGUCCACCGGAGGAAAGGCACCAAGGAAGCAGCUGGCAACUAAGGCUGCUAGGAAGUCUGCUCCGGCGACCGGUGGAGUGAAGAAGCCCCACCGCUUCAGGCCGGGAACUGUGGCUCUGAGGGAAAUCAGGAAGUACCAGAAGAGCACUGAGCUCCUGAUCCGCAAGCUUCCGUUCCAGAGGCUUGUGAGGGAGAUUGCACAGGACUUCAAGACCGAUCUGAGGUUCCAGAGCAGCGCGGUGUCGGCGCUCCAGGAGGCGGCGGAGGCGUACUUGGUGGGUCUGUUUGAGGACACCAACCUCUGCGCCAUUCAUGCCAAGAGGGUCACCAUAAUGCCCAAGGACAUCCAGCUUGCUCGCAGGAUUAGGGGCGAGAGGGCUUAAGAAUCCCUAAAUCUUAGGGUUUUGAAUUUUCAGCAGAACGUAGUGGGAUUUUUAUGCUUUGUAAUGGGUUUUGAAAAUUGUUAUGUAAAGUUCAAACCUUGGAAGAUUUAUGGUCAAUCGAAGUUUGGUUUGAUUUAUGCACUCCAUGUGUUUGUUAAAGUUUGCUUUGUAAGAGUCAUCUAGAAGUAUAUUCCGAGGCUUAAUGUCGCAAUGUAUGAUUUGGGUGCUGCACUCCUCAUGUAAAUACAAGAGCCCUCUCGCGAUUUCCUUU
Malus domestica (apple) is the source of this 803-nucleotide messenger RNA. Its product is annotated as histone H3.2. The record is from RefSeq and is a predicted model, not a curated record. Gene Ontology annotation, cellular component: nucleus; nucleosome. NCBI's taxonomy places the organism in Eukaryota, Viridiplantae, Streptophyta, Magnoliopsida, Rosales, Rosaceae. Gene Ontology annotation, molecular function: structural constituent of chromatin; protein heterodimerization activity; DNA binding.